AUGGAACCUCUGCGCACUGCGCCCGAAACCUCCUCCUUUGUUCCCCUCGCCGAACAUCAGUCCCGCACCCCUUCCUCCUUCCACUCCGGUCCCGCCGUCCUCCACUACCACAGCAAGCAAUGCAAGCUGGUCGUUCUUGAGAAUGAUCUGGUCGCGUCCCCUGCUCUGAGCGCGAUCCGAGGUCCAUCGGCCGAAGUGGACGGCUCCAGCGACAGUGCUCCCAAUGGCGCGAACGGUGAGAGUGAGGGAAAAGAAAUCGUCGUGGACGGUGUAGACGUGUGGGUGACGUCGGAUAAAUUUCUGCUGUACAACACUUCCCUCUCUGCCGGUGUCUCUAUUCCUUACCCUUCGAUCUCCCUGCAUGCGAUCCAAAGACUGCGCCUCCCCAGCUCCCCGGACACCGAAGUCCAGGGUCUCUACAUGCAGAUCGCGACCCCGGGACCUGCGACCCAGGAAGAUGACGAGGAAGAGAGCAUGGUUAUGACCCUUGUGCCGCCGACGGACGCAGACUCGGCCACCGAACCCCAAAGCGACGACAAGCCCGAGGAAACGCCUACGCAGGCUCUGUAUGCUGCAGUAUCUGCCUGCGCGAACCUGCAUCCGGAUCCUAUGGAGGAAGAUGAGGAGGAGGAAGGUGAUGACUCGCUCUUCCAGUCCGGGCUUGUCUCUAUGGGCAGCGGAAACGGAGGUUUGCCGCCCCCGAUGGAUGGCAGUUCUGGAUGGAUUACCGCCGAUAACAUGCACGAGUACUUCGACGAAGAUGGAAACUGGAUCGCCGGCGGCGAGGAGCCGACAUUGCCUCUGGGCCCCGGAGCAGGUACGAUCAGAACCAGAGACGAGGAGAAUGAUGGCCAGGAAGGAGACAAUCACGGCGAAGGCCAAGGCGAUGAUGAAACCAAAUGGAGGCGAACCGAUUAA
Aspergillus melleus is the source of this 918-nucleotide messenger RNA. RefSeq names its product Voldacs domain-containing protein. Gene Ontology annotation, cellular component: spliceosomal complex; cytosol. Gene Ontology annotation, biological process: mRNA cis splicing, via spliceosome. The coding region runs from base 1 to 918 and encodes 305 amino acids. NCBI's taxonomy places the organism in Eukaryota, Fungi, Ascomycota, Eurotiomycetes, Eurotiales, Aspergillaceae. The transcript is spliced from 2 exons. The record is from RefSeq and is a predicted model, not a curated record.